AUGUCAAAUCGAUUCCCCCCAUCGUCCGGGUUCAAUUCCCGUGAUCGUUCUCCGCAGCGCUUCGGUCGUCCACCCGUUGGCCCUCGUGGUCCUGACGAUGGCCCUGCCCCGUUCAGAGAUCCGCCCCGUGGUCCUCGCGCCUUGGCCGCAUCCGACGCAACUCUCGCGACAGCAUCCUAUCCGCAUCUUCAGGAGGCCCAGAUGGCCCACCUACAAAUGGCAGUCACAUCAACCGAGGAGGCAUGCGAGGGCGCGGCCGUGGAGACUGGGAAAGUGGACGCGGUCGAGGCCGCCCGCCCUUUCUCAACGACGACCGCGAUCUCUUUCGCCGACGAAGCCGUUCUCGCGAACCAUGGCGCGGACGCCCUGAUCGCAUGA
This is a messenger RNA of Penicillium nucicola, 378 nucleotides long. RefSeq lists its product as uncharacterized. Lineage: Eukaryota; Fungi; Ascomycota; Eurotiomycetes; Eurotiales; Aspergillaceae. The record is from RefSeq and is a predicted model, not a curated record. Bases 1 to 378 code for a protein of 125 amino acids. The transcript is spliced from 2 exons.